Messenger RNA from Colletotrichum truncatum, 1032 nucleotides. NCBI's taxonomy places the organism in Eukaryota, Fungi, Ascomycota, Sordariomycetes, Glomerellales, Glomerellaceae. The record is from RefSeq and is a predicted model, not a curated record.
AUGAAGCCGCAGGCAGUGAAGGACCAGGUUAUGGGGCUUUUGAAGCGAACGAAGUCCACGACAGCAAUGUUUGCAAAUGCCCACCUCGUCAAUCUCGAAAUUAUCAAAGAGAGCCUCAACCGGGGAUAUAAUAACUGGGAGUUGAAGCAACCGCAUAGCCAGGUCUCCUAUAAUACGACUUGGCUCAACUCUGAGCACUACUACGUCGUGGAGGAGUCUCUAGCUGAGUUGCCUAACAUUACUGCCGAGGAUGUUCGCCAGUUCAAGAAGCAGAUGCUUUCACAGAUGCACAUCGAGACAUUUGUGCAUGGAAACCUCCACAAGGAGGAUGCUCUGAAGAUGACCGAUAUGAUUGAGACGAUUCUGAAGCGCCGCGUUCUGCCGCGACCUCAUUGGCCCAUUAUUCGGUCCUUAGUUAUCCCCCCCGGGUCGAAUUAUGUCUAUAAGAAGACGUUGAAGGACCCCGCAAACGUAAAUCAUUGUGUUGAGGUAUGCCUCUAUGUUGGUGACAAGGUUGACCGUCUUGUUCGCGCCAAGACCAAGUUGUUCGACCAGAUGUCUGAUGAGCCAGCUUUCGAUCAACUCCGAAACAAGGAGCAGCUCGGAUACGUUGUUUUCAGCGGAGUGAGAGGCUUUACCACCAUAUACGGCUUCAACUUCAUCAUCCAGAGUGAGCGCACGUACUUGGAGUCGAGAAUCGAAGCCUUCCUCAACUUGUUCUCGAAUAACUUAGAUUCGAUGUCAGAGUCUGAAUUUAAGGGCCAUAAGCGUAGCUUGAUCAACGAACUCCUCGAGAAGUUCGAGAACCUGGACGAGGAGAGCGAAAGUCAUUGGCAUCAGAUCGUCAGCGGAUAUUAUGACUUUGAGCAAGUGCAAAAGGACGCGGAGCACAUUAGGGCGCUCACUAGUGAGGUCAAUAACCUGGCGCCCGUCGGCCCUCUUGAUUAUCUUCCAACAUUGACCAUGUUCCGUCUCCUCAAGGCAGAGCAUUGGAGACUGAAUGGUGCCCUGUUCAUCUUCCUCGUUCGUUAA